AGGUAAUUGAAAUCAACCCUAAGCUCCUUUUAUCUUCGCUCUAAAGGUAGCCCCGAUUAUUGCUGACUUAAGCAUCGGAGUGUCUACCCCAAGUUCCACCUUGGGGCUUUGCAAGUCAAUCCGGAGUGCAAACGCGGACUGAAGAAAGAGUUCUGGUUUGGUGCAAUUACAUUUGGCGCCAUAUGUGGGAAACCGAACUGAAAGUUCCCUUGUUGCUCUUAUCAUGGUUAAUACUCAAUCAGUCUGAGCUAGAAACUCAUCUCAGCCUCUUGGACGAGGUCAGGUCCCCAACAACCUUCCACCUCACCUCCCACCUCCGAUCCCAAAUAUGUUCCCUCUUGCUGAUCAUGCAGAAGGAGGAGAUGAAAAUCAACCACACAACUCAGCCCAUAACUCAGCUUCCACCGCCAAUCAGGACGUAGUUGCAGCUCAGCUUGCUGCCAUGCAACAACAGUUUGGUGUUUUUCAGCUAGGCCAAUCCCAUAUAGCACCAGCUCAGCAACCCCUUCUUGAUGAUGUCACUCGACGUCUAAACAGCUUAGAAAAGCUAGUAGCUGAACAGAGAGGUGCCCCACCUCCACACCAUGCUAUUGACUCCAUACCCCACCCUUUGAAUACCAACAUCACACUGGAACCCUACCCUGCUGGCUUCAAGAUACCCCAGCUUGAGACUUAUGAUGGGACGAAGGAUCCCAAUGAUCACCUACAUGCUUUUUACUCUUGUAUGCAAGCUCAGAACGCCUCUAACACGUUGAUGUGCAAAAUCUUUCCCUUUACUCUUCGAGCCGUGGUCUCAGGUCUUAACCAUGAGAGAUUCAGAGAUAGUUUGAUCAAACACCCUGCCACCACCUUUAGCGAGGUGAAUGAUAGGUCUCUGAAAUUUAUAAUUGCUGAGGAAUAUGCACUGUCACAAAACCCAACUCCCUCUAAGAACCAAAACCCAGACUGGAGAGAUGAGAAUCCGAGCAGGAAAUGGAUGAAGACUGCACAGAACCGAGGUCCGAUGCCGACCUCCACACCGAGAUUCGGAAGGCCGAACUCAACACCCCCACAACAGUCUGCAAGGACCACAGCCUCAAGGAAACUGCAAUCCACCGAACAGACAAGGAGUGGGACAUCAACAAGCCCCCCUUCCACUUCCACCACCAGCCAGAAUUAUACACAUGAUUACAGGAGGAUUGGAAGCAGGAGGGAUGAGCUCCAAACAAAGGAAGUUAUAUGUCAGAGAGGGGUGAUAACACCUCACAAUGAUCUUUGGGUCAUCUCUGUAAUGAUCAACAAUUGUCAAGUCCAGCAUGUACUUAUUGACAUUGGCAGUGCACCUGAUAUCAUGUACUACCACUAUUUUGAGAGCCUAGGGCUCGACCCAACUCUGUUACAACGAUAUGAUGGUCCCAUAUAUGGCUUCAAUAACCAACCAGUUCCAGUUGAAGGGAUCCUAACUAUGAAUGUUGCGUUUGGAAGUGGCCGAACCUAUGUGACUCCCUCAGUUCGGUUUCUGAUGGUCAAGAUGCCUUCUUCUUUCAAUGUUGUCAUUAGCCGACCCACGUUAACAGAGAUCCGAGCUAUGGUCUCUCAAUCUCAUCUCUGCAUGAAACUUCCAACCUCCAUGGGCAUAGCAACACUCAGAGGCAAUCAGGAAGAUGAAGCCCGAGCUGCUCCGGGUGAAGAUGUUGAGGAAGUACAGAUUGAUGACAGAGAUCCGAACAGGAAAACACAGAUAGGAACUCAAUUCAGUCCUGAGGAGAGAGCAGAGCUAAUAACCUUUCUCCGAGCUAACAAAGAUGUUUUUGCAUGGACCUCAGCAGACAUGCCAAGAAUUCCCACCUCAGUAUCUCAACACAAACUCAACACUAAUCCACUCAAGAAACCAGUGGCCCAGAAGCAACACCUCUUCGGGUGGGAGAGGUUAAAGGUCAUCAAAGAAAAAGUUGAAAAACUCUUACAAGCUGGCUUUGUUAGACGGGUCAAUUACUGUGAAUGGGUCGCCAAUCCUGUAUUGGUGAAAAAAGCAAAUGGCAAAUGGCGGAUGUGCAUCGAUUACACUAACCUCAACCAGGCAUAUCCAAAAGACUAUGAAGAGAAAACAUCGUUCUAUGCCGGAGAUGAAAUCUAUUGCUACGUGAUGAUGCCCUUCGACCUAAAGAACGCAGGUGCCACUUACCAGAAGAUGGUUACCAUCGUAUUUCGAGCUCAAAUAAGUCGGAAUCUGGAAGUUUAUGUUGAUGAUAUAGUGGUGAAGAGUUUGAAAGCUAAAGAUCACCUAGCUGACCUCGAGGAGACAUUCAACAAUCUCAAAAAGAACAUAAUGAGGUUGAAUCCAGCAAAGUGCAUCUUCGGUGUGGAGUCGGGAAAAUUUCUAGGCUUCAUGGUGUCCAGAAAGGGGAUUGAGGUUAACCCCGAGAAGAUCAAAGCAGUAGCCGAGAUGGAACCACCGAAAUCAGUAAAAGAUGUACAGCGGUUGACAGGGAGAGUGGCAGCUCUUCAUAGAUUCAUCUCGAAAUCAGUAGAUAAAUGCCUGUCGUUCUUUAAGAUCAUGAGAUUGGCAGCCCAGAAGGAUGAAUCUGGCAAACAAAAGAACUCACCUCCUUUGCUGACAAAGGUUGAUGAUGGAGAAAUCCUUUACUUGUACCUCGGCAUAUUAGAUGAAGCUAUCAGUUCUAUGCUAAGGUUAGCAAUCCGAGCUCAGGCUCUUGCAGAUUUCAUAGUAGAAUGCACUUCGGCACACUUUGAUUCCCAUCCCAUGCUGGACAGUUGGAUUCUAUAUGUUGAUGGAGCAUCAAGUAACAAAGAUUCUGGCGCUGGCGCAAUCCUACUUGGCCGAGAUGGUGAUUCACAACUAGUAGUCAAUCAAGUCAACUCAGUCUGUGAAGUGGUUGAUCCUGUCAUGACGAAGUAUGCAACUAUGGUGGCCGAGCUAAAGUCCAAAUUCCAAAAAUUCCAUUUGAGCAAAACACCCCGAGCUGAAAAUGAGCAAGUAGAUUCCCUCUCCAAAUUUGCUUCUGAUGGCAACCAAAGCUCCAAAUCGAUCUUCAUUGAAGUUCUAGACGAGCCUAGCUUCUUAAAGCCAAAAAUGAUGGAGAUCAGCACAGAUCCCAGCACACCAAGCUGGACAGAUCCAAUUAUCUCAUUCUUACGAGAUGGCACAGUGCCUGCAAAUAAACAGGAAGAAAUGAGGUUGAGGAAGAAAGCAUCUCGGUACACCUUUGUUAAUGACGUCCUCCACAAGAGAUCUUUCUCACUCUCUCUACUCCGCUGUUUGAACCCUUAUGAGGCUAAAUACGCACUUUGGGAGGUGCAUGAAGGUGUCUGCGGAAGUCACAUAGGUGCUCGAACUUUGGCUCAUAAAGUCCUUAGACAAGGAUCUUAUUGGCCCAACAUGUAUAAAGAUGCAACUCAGUUCGUACAGAGGUGUCAGAAAUGUCAGUUCUUCGCACACCUAAUCCACCAGCCAGUAGAAGAGCUCACUAAUCUGGUAGCACCUUGGCCAUUUGCUCAGUGGGGACUAGAUCUUUUAGGCCCAUUCAUGAAGGGGGUCGGAGGUGUAACCCAUCUGAUUGUUGGUGUGGAUUAUUUUACGAAAUGGGUUGAAGUUCAACCAUUAUCUAGUCUUACCUCCAAGAAGGUCAAAGACUUUGUUUUCAGCUCAAUCAUUUGCAGAUAUGGGAUCCCAAAUCAAAUUGUGGCUGAUAAUGGAACUCAGUUCAAUUGCUCCUCAUUCAGAGAUUUAUGCUCCAACUAUGGAAUCAGACUACAGUUCACCUCGGUGUACCACCCAGAAUUUAAUGGGAUGGUAAAAUUCGUCAACAAGGUUAUACUUGAGGGGAUAAAACCAAGAUUAGAGCUGCAUAAGGCCAGGUGGGCAGACGAGCUCAACAACGUCCUCUGGGCAUACAAAACCAUGAGCCGAAGGUAUUACUUCAAACCUGGUUUACUUGGUGAAACACCCUAUCACCUGGCCUUUGGUAUCGAAGCAGUCAUUCUUAUCGAGAUAGGAGUCCCAAGCUUCAGGGUCACCCAUUUCGAUGAAGGACGAAAUGGACAACUGCUUCGAGAGAACCUUGAUCUGCUUGACGAAGUCAGAGAGGAAGCACAACUUCGAACUCUAGUUUAUAAGCAGAAAAUAGCAAACUUCUACAAUAAACGAGUUCGACCCCAAACAUUCAAAGUAGGAGACCUUGUUCUCAGGAAAGUUGGUAUAACGGGUUCGAAACUCGAUUCGGAAAGUUAGAACCUAACUAGGAAGGCCCUUACACUAUAGCUGAAGUGCUGCACCUAGGUGCUUAUAUCCUACGAGACACUGAAGGCAAAAAGGUUCCUAGAGUCUGGAAUGUCAAUAACUUGAAGAAAUUUUACCCUUACUU
Rubroshorea leprosula is the source of this 4364-nucleotide messenger RNA. Lineage: Eukaryota; Viridiplantae; Streptophyta; Magnoliopsida; Malvales; Dipterocarpaceae. The record is from the annotation of a GenBank genome assembly.